AUGGCAGCAACUGCAGGAAAACUAAACUUAAAACGUGAAGUUGGAUUAAUUAGUUCUGUGUCUUUAAUUGUAGGAACUAUUAUUGGCUCUGGCAUCUUUAUGUCUCCAGAAUGGGUGUUACGAUAUAUUGGGAGCCCUGGAGCCAGCCUUCUGGUAUGGACAUUCUGUGGAUUACUGUGCAUGGUAGCUGCUCUUUCAUACGUAGAAUUAGGGACUGUCAUAAAGGAAUCUGGUGGAGAAUAUAUAUACAUCUUGAGAAACUUCGGUCCUGUCCCAGCUUUUGUUUUCUCUUGGACUUCUGUGUUUGUAGUCAGACCUGCUUCUAUCGCAGCAAUGUCUUUGAGCCUGGCGCAAUACACUGCAGCUCCAUUUUAUGGGGCAUGUCCACCACCUCCUGCUGUGGUAAAGUGUACAGCUGCUGCCAGCAUUUUAAUUGUCACUGUAGUGAACUGUCUUAAUGUGAAACUGGCAACCGACAUUCAAAAUAUCUUCACAUUUGCCAAACUAGUCUCCUUGCUUGUAAUAGUGGUAGGUGGGAUACUAUUGAUCCUCAAUGGACACACACAGAGUUUUCAGAAUGCUUUUCAAGGAACAAGUGGAAUGAGCGCAAGUGGAAUAAGCUCAAUUGGAAUCGCUUUACAACAUGGCCUCUGGUCCUACGAUGGAUGGAAUAAUUUAAAUAAUUUGACCGAAGAAAUCAAGAGGCCAGAAGUGAAUCUGCCCCGAGCUUUACUGAUUUCCCUUCCACUGGUGACUUUGCUUUACAUUCUGGUAAACAUGAGCUACCUGGCAGCCAUGAGUCCAGCUGAAAUGAUGUCCUCUGGAGCUGUGGCUGUAACAUGGGGAAACAAAGUCUUGGGCAGUUGGACAUGGAUCAUUCCACUGUCAGUUGUACUUUCCACGUUUGGGUCCAUGAAUGGCACUUUCUUCACUGGUGGUCGCACUUGCUACAUAGCAGCCAGAGAAGGUUCACUGCCAGACAUUCUCUCCAUGGUACAUGUGAAGCGGUUGACACCAUUGCCUGCACUUCUAUUCACAGCAUUCAUUGCUUUGAUAUUAUUAAUCCCAGGCGAUUUUGGAUCCAUUGUCAAAUAUUUCAGUUUUACAGCUUGGUUCUUUUAUAGUCAGGCCUUUGCUGCACUGGUGUACAUGAAAAUUAAGAAGCCACAUCUUCAUCGACCUUUCAAUGUGCCAUUGCCCAUUCCGGUGUUCAUGUUCAUUAUUUCGAUCUGCCUGGUGGUGGCGCCACUCAUAGAAGCUCCUCAGAUGGAAUACUUGUUUGUUGGUUUGUUCAUGCUGAGUGGUUUAUUGAUUUAUUUUCCAUUGAUUCACUUCAAACUAUGCACCUGCUCAAUGGAUCAGAUCACUAUAUUUCUGCAGUUGCUGCUCGAAGUUGGGCCAACACAAUCAAACUUGGAUUGAUAGGUCAAAGAGAAAAAAAAGCUUUUCAUUGUGUCUCGGUACACGUGACAAUAAACUCAACUCAACUCAACUCAACUCAACUAUUGCUGAAGCUGGCAUUAUCCAUUCUGAAUAGAAAGCAAUUACAAAACUCAGUGGGCCAUGCUUCAUCAGGGGAAAGAAUUGCCAAGAUAUUCCAGCACCGUACAUU
Molecule: messenger RNA, 1612 nt
Organism: Amblyraja radiata (thorny skate)
Lineage: Eukaryota; Metazoa; Chordata; Chondrichthyes; Rajiformes; Rajidae
Product: b(0,+)-type amino acid transporter 1
Exons: 6
Coding region: 1-1422 (473 amino acids)
Biological process (GO): amino acid transmembrane transport
Cellular component (GO): membrane
Molecular function (GO): L-amino acid transmembrane transporter activity
Source: RefSeq, a predicted model, not a curated record